AUGAUUCGCACAACACAGUCAUUACAGUGUAUGAUUCAUCUAAAAAGAGAUUACAACAUUACAGGAGUUAUUACUCAGGGUAGAAAUGGAUGUUGUCCACAGUGGGUAACACAGUAUAGGAUAUUGUAUGGAAAUGAUUGUAAAAACUUAAAAGUUUUAGACAGUGGUAAUGGCACUAAAUUCAGCGGAAAUUCAGAUCAAGACACCAUGGCUACCAACAUGUUUAAAUUUCCUGUCACUGCUAAGUGCAUUCGUAUUUUACCCACGGAUUGGAAUAGCCAGAUUUCCAUGCGAGUUGAAAUCCUUGGUUGCCCCUUAAUGACAACAAUGUCGCCAUCUACUACUUCCAGCCUUACAACAGUUUCUCCAUCAACUACAGGACAACAUAAUAUAAAAGAUAAAGGCAGUGUUCUGGUCAGUUAUCAGCCAAACAGGGCAUUUCUUAAUUCGCAGGAAGAAACAAAUAAAACAACUAUAAGAUAUAUGGGAGGAUGGAGCCCAGCGAAAUCAGACGCUAAGCCGUAUAUUCAGGUAGAAUUUUCAGAUCCGACCAUUAUUACAGGAUUAGUUACUCAAGGAAAAAAUGGUUGCUGCAAUAAAUGGGUAACAAAGUACAAAAUAUCCUACAGUACAGACUGUAAAACAUGGAUUGUUUCUGGUGGAGGCUCUGGUCAGAUCUUUAAAGCUAACACAGACAGCGAUACACCUGUCACUAACAUUUUACUCUGUCCUACUGCUGUCAAAUGUCUUAGAAUACAUCCAGAAGAAUCGAAUAACGAGAUAGGGAUGAGGUUUGAAUUAAUUGGAUGUCAAAUUCAAAAUGGAGGCAUUUCGGCCAGUUAUGUUACACCAUCUGUUACGCAGGGCAAUCAAGUGACAGUUCCGCCCACAAGUCCAUCAACACAAGCAAUUAGUUCGGCAGUACAUAGUGUAUCUGUGAAUCAACAACAAGUUUCAGGUUUAUAA
Mytilus californianus (California mussel) is the source of this 966-nucleotide messenger RNA. Its product is annotated as EGF-like repeat and discoidin I-like domain-containing protein 3. The coding region runs from base 1 to 966 and encodes 321 amino acids. The record is from RefSeq and is a predicted model, not a curated record. The transcript has 6 exons. Lineage: Eukaryota; Metazoa; Mollusca; Bivalvia; Mytilida; Mytilidae.